GGCUAACGGUGCAGGUUAAAUGAUUUGGGUGUAAUUGGCUACCACUCACUGUAUCUCCCCUUAAUAUAUGCCGUGUUUUUAGUCGACUUCUUUCAGGAAGAAGAUUGGCUUUUGGAGGAGGCAUACUAUUCGGAGAUGAAAGACGUGGGGUUCUUUGAUGCAGAUUGGAAAUAGCAUUUUACGCGUUGUGACCGCCUCAUUGUCUAUGUACUUUGUGAAUAUUUCCACUCAUGUGAACUAUCCACAACCCCGUCCUGGAAACGCAGUGGGGGCAAAGAUCUUCCUCUUCGGUGAUUGUGUGUAAACGGACCGUUCUUCUUUUAGAGAUGCUAAGAAUGUAGAAACUCUAAGGUUAAUUCUUGGGGAACAACAUCACCCGCGUCAGCGAGUAGAUCUACUGGUCUUCUUGUUCUUUCAACGUGGUAGCAAGUCAAUGGAUGAGCAAAAGAGAGAAAUGAAGUUGAUGGACCGUGAAGCUACAGUUUCCUCUUAUGUAGGUGGUUCAAAAAGACUCAAAUAUGGUUGGUAGAGAAGGCAUCCCUCUUCAGGAAGGAUCAGAAAAGAAAUGGAAAUAGCUUUUCUUGGAUCCGACCAGUCCAUCAAUUGGCAAUCACUUUAGGCCAAAAUGCACACUAACGAAGUUCACAGUGAAGCAUUAGCUGAAUCUUCUCCACCAAGGAUCUAUACUAAUUGCUCAAGAGAGAAGCAAUCGAUCAAUUUCUCCACCAAGUGAAGAAGGGACAUAGAUCAUAUGAGCAUACAAUGAUAGAAGAGCAGCUUCAUCUAUGGAAGGAGAGAAUGCAAAUGAGCAAUUAAUAUUACAAUAAUGUUGAAGGAUGAUGAAGAAUACCCAGAAGUAGAGAGAUAUCUUCAUUUUGGUUUUUCUUUUUAAAUCUUAUGCAAAUACCAUAUGUCUACAGGAGCAGGCUCAUUAUAUCAUUCCAACUAUCCUUGAUGCUCUGAAUGGUUCUGAAUCAAUCCUAGAUCCUAUCACAAAAGUUUGCACUCAAGGUGAUUCAUCAAAUACCAGGCCCCUUCCCGGCACCAUGAAUCUGAUUCUAACAUCUUUUGAUCACGAGGGACAAUAUUAAGAAAUAUUCAGGACAGUGCGUGUGGAUAUAAAGGGAAAAGACGUGGAGGGACAGUGUUUGCAAGUGAAGACUAAAUUUGUUGUUCUGUCCUGCAUAUGUUGAAAUAAGAUGAAACCUCAACCAUGAAGGUUCUUUCAACACUUUCAAGAUAUGGGGUUUUUCUCUUCCUUCUCCUCCCUGAAGAACGAUGAUUCGCUCUAUUCAUCGAAUAUUUGACGUGAUGGCCUCGCUGGGAGGAACGAAUAUUGUAACCAACGUCCUCAAGAAGGCUGCGAAAGUUCUUUAUUACUGCCACGAGAGGAAUUCUGCCCGUCACUCCAAGCCACCAAUUUGGACAGGGUUUCUUUUGAAAGCUUCCCGAAAUUUUGGUCUGGGAUUUCACACGAUAGAAGCUUUGGAGUACUUGUGAUUUUGGUCUGGGAUUUCGCACGCCAUUUUGGAGUACACGGAGAUAAACCUAAAGCACAUCCCAGGCAACCAGACAUAGAGAGAGAACUACGGGAGAUUGACUUUUCAAUCAGAUGGGUUGCAGUGACGACACAGCGGCGGUCGAGCAUCGGCGACAGAGGAGGAACUGUGAUGGAUUCUAGGAGGGGUAUUGUCGAAGGCUUCUCCUGGCAGCCGCGCUUCACACAGCGCAGAUCGGAGAGGGAAAAGAGAGGGAGUACUCUAUCGACCAGAAUGAAAAUAGAGAUGACGGGCAGACCUUUAGGAACAACGAAUCUUGAGGGAGAGGUAAAGGUGAAGGUCGUGGUUGCAGGAGUACAAUCAACAAUUCUUCAUCUUUCUCAACAUUGGCCCGGCGGCUACGAGCUGGGCUAGGUUAGCAACACCACGUGGCUUGCUGGAUUUGGGAUUGGCUUUGGUCUCUGGUUAAAUGACGUGGGUGUAAUUGGCUACCACUCACUGUAUCUCCCCUUAAUAUAUGUUGUGUUUUUAGCCGACUUCUUUCAGGUAGUUACAAUGAUCAAUUUUUUUCUUCCCAAUGAAGAAUGACAUUCUUAUAUGCACUUUGAGCUUCAUCUGUCACUUGACUCACGUCUAUACUAAUCGUUGUUCUAUUUGGGGGCAACAAACAAUUCAGGAAGAAGAUUGGCUUCUGGAGGAGGCAUACUAUUCGGAGAUGAAAGACGCGGGGUUCUUUGAUGCAGAUUGGGAAUAGCAUUUUACGCGUUUUGAUCGCCUCAUUGUCUAUGUACUUUGUGAAUAUUUCCACUCAUGUGAACUGUCCACAACCCCGUCCUGGAAACGCAGUGGGGGCAAAGAUCUUCCUCUUCGGUGAUUGUGUGUAAACGGACCGUUCUUCUUUUAGAGAUGCUAAGAAUGUAGAAACUGUAAGGUUAAUUCUUGGGAAGCAACAUCACCCGCGUCAGCGAGUAGAGCUACUGGUCUUCUUGUUCUUUCAACGUGGUAGCAAGGUAAUGCUUUCUAUUC
Messenger RNA from Cuscuta campestris, 2525 nucleotides. NCBI's taxonomy places the organism in Eukaryota, Viridiplantae, Streptophyta, Magnoliopsida, Solanales, Convolvulaceae. The record is from the annotation of a GenBank genome assembly.